AUGAAGAUUGUCAUCAUCGGCGCUGGCAUCGCUGGAUGCGCAGCAUACCUUGAAUUACGCAAGCACCUUCCAACUUCCUCUGAAGACCAUGAAAUCAUUAUCUACGAGGCAUACAGUACCGACUUGAAUGUGACUGCAGAAGAAAGACAACAGAAGGAAGAAAGCAACACUCACUCCUCGACACUCCUCGUAGGUGGCGGUCUCGGCAUUGCCGCAAAUGGUCUCAACGUCCUACGACGACUAGAUGAGGAUCUACUGAGGGAUGUCGUGCGCAGCGGAUACGCUGCUUCAACAUUCAAUAUGAAGAGCAAGCAUGGGUGGUCUCUUGUUUCCAUGGAUGCCACCGGUCACACCUCUUCGGAGAAGCAACGCAUGCAUAUGGUGGCCGCCAGUCGCCAUUCCUUGUGGCAAGCUUUGCGUUCACGAAUCCCGGAUGAACAUAUCAUCAACAAGCGUAUUUCUGAGGUCGUCGCUAGUUUAGACGGCAAGAACGUUAUAAAUUUUGUGGAUGGUAGCCCCUCAGUGGAAGCAGACCUGGUGAUCGGAGCUGAUGGCGUUCGAAGCACUGCCAAGCGGGCGAUCUUCCCGGAAUCUAAGGAAGACCCUUACCCACCGAACUACGAGGGUCUUGUGGGCGUUGGAGGCUUCAUUCCAUCAGCAGAUGUGAAAGGCCUCGUCGAAGAUGGUUCUAUGAACUUCAUUUUCGGUGGAAAUGGUUUCUUCGGAUACUUUUUCUCUGAAAGUGCCAUCUCUGCUCCCAAUCGCGAAUCGCCAUAUCACGUCUCAGAGCCAGGUGACUCGUUAGCAUGGUGGUCCACGUAUGAGAUCGAACAGUGCCCGGAUCGCAAAACCCUCGACAUGGCCGACGUCACUCGACAACUAUGUGAGCGACACUCCCAUUGGAAAGACCCCGUCGUCCAAAAGAUCAUCCAAUCUCUUAAGGUUGACAGCAUGUACCCGACAUGGACUGUUCCUCCCCUUCCAACGUGGGAGCGCGAUGGCGUUGUUCUGGUAGGAGAUGCAGCCCAUGCACUUCCUCCAAGCUCAGGACAAGGCUCGUCUCAGGCAUUGGAAGAUGUGGAGGCCUUUGUGCUUCUUUUGUCGCAUCAUCUUCACCAAAGCGACUCGGGGAAGAAUAUGAUGACGAGCAAUAGCCUGAAAUAUGUUAUCAAGAGAGCAGCUAGUCAGUAUAUGGCUUUGCGAAAGCCCCGCGUUACCGAGAUCUUGAAACAUGCUCAGCAGACUCAGAGCAAGAAGCGUGAUAUGGGCGUGGUCCAAGAGUACUCUAUGUAUACUUUCUUGAAGAUAAUGGGACUGUUUCCGGGUCUGAUGGGUGGUCAACUUCAGAAAGUGAUAAAUUACAACAUCGCUGAAGAAGUGGCAAGAGUUAUCGCCUCGGAUUCCUGA
Penicillium subrubescens is the source of this 1407-nucleotide messenger RNA. Its product is annotated as FAD-dependent oxidoreductase. Gene Ontology annotation, molecular function: monooxygenase activity; FAD binding. Bases 1 to 1407 code for a protein of 468 amino acids. Lineage: Eukaryota; Fungi; Ascomycota; Eurotiomycetes; Eurotiales; Aspergillaceae. The record is from RefSeq and is a predicted model, not a curated record. The transcript is spliced from 3 exons.